Messenger RNA from Urocitellus parryii (Arctic ground squirrel), 540 nucleotides. RefSeq names its product interleukin 22 (gene Il22). Gene Ontology annotation, cellular component: extracellular region. The record is from RefSeq and is a predicted model, not a curated record. NCBI's taxonomy places the organism in Eukaryota, Metazoa, Chordata, Mammalia, Rodentia, Sciuridae.
AUGGCUGCCCUGCAGAAAUCUGUGAGCUCUUCCCUUGUGGGGACCUUGGCUGCCAGCUGCCUCCUUCUCAUUGCUUUGGCAGUGCAGGGYGGAGCAGCGGUGCCCAUCAAUGACCACUGUGGGCUCCACAAGGCCAGCUUCGAGGGGCCGUUCAUCAUCAACCGCACCUUCCUACUGGCUGAGGAGGCCAGCUUUGCAGAUAACAACACAGACGUCCGUCUCAUUGAUGACAGACUCUACCAAGGAGUCAGUAUGAAAGAGCGCUGCUAUGUGAUGAAGCAAGUGCUGAACUUCACCCUGGAAGAAGUGCUGCUCCCCAACUCAGACAGACCCCUCCCCUACCUUCAUGACGUGGUGUCCUUCCUGGAAGGUCUCAACAAYGAUCUCAGACUCUGUCAUAUCAAGGGUGACGACCGGCAUAUCCAGAAGAAUGUGCAAAACCUGAAGGACACAGUGGAAAAGCUUGGAGAGAGCGGAGUGAUCAAAGUAAUUGGAGAACUGAAUUUGCUAUUUUUCUAUUUGAAAAAUGCCUGCGUCUGA